AUGAGCCGUGUUCGGGAUGCUGGUUGUGUAGCUGCUGGGAUAGUCAUUGGGGCCAGUGCCUGGUACUGUGUCUACAAAUAUGCCAGGGGAAGAAACCAUAUGAUGAAGAAGAGACUGGCUAAACCCAGGACCAGGGCUGUGGCUGAGACUGGAACCAGGGCUAGAGCUGGACUAAGGGCUGGAUUCACAAUUGACCUUGGGCCAGGAUUCAGUCCUCCAGCCCCAAUCCACACAGGGGCAGAGGAAAGGGCUCAGGAUGAAUCCUCUGCUCUGGGCACUGCUCGAGCUGAAGCAGUGGUCCCAGCUGCAUCCAGUGCCAAGACCCAGAGUGGGGCAGGAAAUAAGGCCCAGGAGACAGAAGGGGCUCGGGUGGGGCCUAAAGCUGAAUCAGAAGCCACGGUGGCUUCUGCAGUGGCACCAUCUCUCUGGGAGGCAAAGGCUCCCUCAGCUGCGAAGGCUCCUGCAAUGGUUGGGGCUCCUAAAUUAGCAGAAGCCCCUGGCACAGCAGAGGCUCCCAGGGCACCAGUGGUGCCUCAUGGGGUGCCAGUUCUUACUGAGGCAUCACAACCUACAGAGGCAGUGGAGGCUUCCAUACCAGCAAUGCCUACUGGGGCAGCAGCGACUUUAGGGGUAGCAGCGCCUUCUGGGGCUACAGAGGCUCCUGGGCCUUCAGGGUCCUCUAGAACAGCGGCAGCAACUAAGAAAGCAACCCCCGGGGCUCAUACUGGGGCUAUACCUAAGGCCGGGUCAGCUACUGGAGCUGUACCCAAAGGUGGAGCUAAGGGUGUAACCAGGUCCCGGACUGGAGGCAAGGGCAAGGGCAAGAAAAAUAAGGUUGAAGUAGAUGAACUGGGGCUGGGUUUUCGGCCUGGAGAUGGGGCUGCGGCAGCCGCAGCAGCGUCUGCUAAUGGGGGCCAGGCAUUCCUGGCAGAGGUCCCUGAUUCUGAGGAAGGAGAGUCUGGAUGGACAGACACAGAAUCGGAUUCAGACUCUGAGCCUGAGACCCAGCAGAAAGGGAAAGGGAGGAGACCUGUUCCCAUGCAGAAGCGCCCCUUUCCUUAUGAAAUUGAUGAGAUUCUGGGUGUCCGAGAUCUCAGGAAAGUCCUUGCUUUGCUUCAGAAAUCAGAUGAUCCUUUCAUCCAACAGGUAGCUUUGCUCACUCUGAGCAAUAAUGCCAAUUAUUCAUGCAACCAAGACACAAUUCGCAAGUUGGGAGGCCUCCCAAUUAUUGCCAACAUGAUCAACAAAACCGAUCCUCACAUUAAGGAAAAAGCCUUAAUGGCCAUGAAUAACCUGAGUGAGAAUUAUGAAAAUCAGGGCCGGCUUCAGAUAUACAUGAAUAAAGUGAUGGAUGACAUCAUGGCCUCUAACCUGAAUUCAGCAGUACAGGUAGUUGGAUUAAAAUUUUUAACAAACAUGACUAUUACUAAUGACUACCAGCACCUGCUUGUCAAUUCUAUUGCAAACUUUUUCCGUUUGUUAUCUCAGGGAGGUGGAAAAAUCAAGGUUGAGAUUUUGAAAAUACUUUCGAAUUUUGCUGAAAAUCCAGAUAUGUUAAAAAAACUACUCAGUACCCAAGUGCCAUCAUCAUUUAGUUCCCUCUACAAUUCUUAUGUGGAAUCAGAAAUUCUUAUUAAUGCCCUGACUCUAUUUGAGAUCAUCUAUGACAAUCUCAGGGCAGAAGUAUUCAACUACAGAGAAUUCAAUAAAGGCUCCCUUUUUUACUUAUGUACUGCAUCUGGAGUGUGCGUUAAGAAAAUUCGAGCCUUAGCAGAUCACCAUGACCUCUUGGUGAAAGUGAAAGUUAUAAAACUAGUGGACAAAUUCUGA
Rangifer tarandus platyrhynchus (Svalbard reindeer) is the source of this 1830-nucleotide messenger RNA. Lineage: Eukaryota; Metazoa; Chordata; Mammalia; Artiodactyla; Cervidae. The record is from the annotation of a GenBank genome assembly.